AUGGUUUCAGUGAAAACAGCUUCCCCAUCAACCUCCAAAUUUACCUCUCCAAUUACAUCAUAUAAUACUGGACCACAAUCUCAUUCAACUACAAAAACAACAACUGUCCGACCGGAUAUUACCAAAUCAUCAACUGAAACGACUUCAUAUAAGGGCACACCUGAGGCUACUACUGAAGCAACCACUGUAGCAACUACUCAACAAACACCAGUGCCAACAACAGAACCUACCGCAAGUGCCGUAACCACACCUAAAGUAACCACUGUUGCGCCAACAACCAAUCGAUUGGCCAGUUCACCAACUACUACAACUUCGGUAACAACCUUAGCCCCAACUAGCACAGUUUCACCCACAACUGAAGCUACCACCACGUUGAUUACUUCUGAGGCUACCACCGAAGUUACCACUAUAGCAUCCACCCAACCAACACCAGUGCCAACAACAUCACCUACUACUAGUCAUCCUACUACGAUUAAAGUAACUACUGUUGCGCCUACAACAACCCGAGUGAGUAGUCCACCAAUAACCACACCUGUGGUAACAAACUUAGCCAAAACCAGCACAGUUUCACCGACAACUGAAGCUACCACCACGCUGGUUACUUCUGAGGCUACCACCGAAGCUACCACUAUAGCAUCCGCCCAACCAACACCAGUGCCAACAACAGCACCUACUACUACUAGUCCUCCUACGACGACUAAAGUAACUACUGUUGCGCCUACAACAACCCAAGUGAGUAGUCCACCAAUAACCACACCUGUGGUAACAACCUUAGCCAAAACUAGCACAGUUUCACCAACAACUGAAGCUACCACCACGCUGGUUACUUCUAAGGCUACCACUGAAGUUACCACUGUAGGAUCCACCAAACCAACACCAGUGCAAACAACGAUAUCUACCACGAGUCCCCCAACCAUGACUAAAGUAACCACUGUUGCGCCAACAACCACCCGUGUGACUAGUGUACCAUCUACUACACUAUCAGGAACAACCUUAGCCCCAACGAGCACAGUUGAACCCACAACUGAAGCUACCACCACGCUGGUUACUUCUGAGUCUAUCACCAAAGCUACCACUAAAGCAUCCACACAACCAACAUCAGUGCCAACAACAUCACCUACUACUAGUCCUCCUACUACGACUAAAGUAACUGUUGUUGCGCCUACAACCACCCGAGUGACUAGUCCACCAAUGACCACACCUGUGGUAACAUUCUUAGCACCAAUUAGCACUGUUGAACCGACAACUGAAGCUACCACCACGCUGGUUACUUCUGAGGCUACCACUGGAGCUACCACUAUAUCAUCCACCCAACCAACUCCAGCGCCAACAACAGCACCUACUACGAGUCCCGCUAUCACGACUGAAGAAACAACUGCUGCGCCAACAACGACCCGAGUGUCUAGUCCACCAAUAACCACACCUUUGGUAACAACGUUAGCCUCAACUAGCACAGUUGCACCCACAACUGAAGCUACCACCACGCUGGUUACUUCCAAGGCUACCACCGAAGUUACCACUAUAGCAUCCACCCAACCAACAUCAGUACAAACAACAUCACCUACUACUAGUCCUCUUACUACGACUAAAGUAACUACUGUUGCGCCUACAACAACCCGAGGGACUAGUCCACCAAUAACCACACCUGUGGUAACAACCUUAGCCAAAACUAGCACAGUUUCACCGACAACAGAAGCUACCACCACGUUGGUUACUUCUGAGGCUACCACCGAAGUUACCACUGUAGGAUCAACCAAACCAACACCAGUGCCAACAACGAUAUCUACCACGAGUCCCCCAACCAUGACUAAAGUAACAACUGUUGCGCCAACAACCACCCAUGUGACUAGUCCACCAAUAACCACACCUGUGGUAACAACCUUAGCCCCAACUAGCUCUGUUGAACCGACAACUAAAGCUACCACCACGUUGGUUACUUCUGAAGCUACCAUCGAAGCUACCACUAUAGCAUCCACCCAACCAACACCAGUGCCAACAACAUCACCUACUACUAGUCCUCCUACUACGACUAAAGUAACUAAUGUUGCGCCUACAACAACCCGAGGGACUAGUCCACCAAUAACCACACCUUUGGUAACAACCUUAGCCCAAACUAGCACUGUUAAACCGACAACUGAAGCUACCACCACGCUGGUUAGUUUUGAGGCUACCGCUGAAGCUACCACUAUAGCAGCCACCCAACCAACACCAGUGCCAACAACAGCACCUACUACGAGUCCCCCUACUACGACUGAAGUAACUACUAUUGCACCAACAACCAUCCAUGUGACUAGUGUACCAACUACUACAUUAUCGGGAACAACCUUAGCCCAAACUAGCACAGUUGCACCCACAACUGAAGCUACCACCACGCUGGUUACUUCUGAGGCUACCACCAAAGCUACCACUAUAGCAUCCACCCAACCAACACCAGUGCCAACAACAGCACCUACUACGAGCCCCCCUUCGAUGACUGAAGUAACUACUGUUGCACCAACAACCAUCCAUGUGACUAGUCCACCAAUAACCACACCUUUGGUAACAACCAUCCACCCAACCAACACCAGCGCCAACAACAGCACCUACUACGAGUCCCCCUACGAUGACUGA
Lineus longissimus is the source of this 2610-nucleotide messenger RNA. RefSeq names its product mucin-2-like. The transcript is spliced from 2 exons. Lineage: Eukaryota; Metazoa; Nemertea; Pilidiophora; Heteronemertea; Lineidae. Bases 1 to 2610 code for a protein of 869 amino acids. The record is from RefSeq and is a predicted model, not a curated record.